AUAACGUUUCAGCGAAAGCUCAUCUGAUGUCAAUGACGACCAAAUCAUUCGAACGUAUCUAUUAUGUCAUCAAUGGCGGGGAUUUGAUAAAACGACUAUCAAAACAAUCAUCUUAGACCACUAUUAAACCAUACUGUCAGGUGACAUGGCACAGAUGAGUGCCCAGCGCGGGGGCCAGGUUGCUGCCCAGGAAGUGGAGGAGGAGACGUUUGGACCAAUGCUACUGGCCAGACUGGAGUCCCAUGGAGUCAGUGCGACUGAUAUCAAGAAGUUGGAGGAGGCGGGGUUCUUCACUGUAGAGGCCGUUGCAUAUGCACCCAAGAAGAACUUGCUUGCAAUUAAGGGAAUCAGUGAGGCCAAGGCGGACAAAAUACUGGCUGAGGCCUCAAAGUUGGUGCCUAUGGGUUUCACCACUGCAACAGAAUUCCACCAGAAGCGGUCAGAGAUUAUCCAGGUGACGACCGGAUCAAAGGAGUUGGAUAAACUACUGCAGGGAGGAAUAGAGACAGGAUCCAUUACAGAGAUAUUUGGCGAGUUCCGUACAGGGAAGACACAGAUUUGUCACACUCUGGCAGUCACCUGUCAGUUGCCGAUAGACAUGGGCGGUGGGGAAGGAAAAUGCCUCUACAUCGACACAGAAGGCACAUUUAGGCCUGAACGUUUGCUAGCUGUGUCAGAGAGGUAUGGCCUCUCUGGCAGUGAUGUGUUGGACAAUGUGGCCUAUGCGAGGGCGUACAACAGCGACCACCAAUCACAGCUUCUCAUCCAGGCAGCGGCCAUGAUGGCUGAAUCACGGUACGCCCUCCUGGUAGUGGACAGUGCCACAGCUCUCUAUAGGACAGACUACUCUGGUAGAGGGGAGCUCGCUGCUAGACAGAUGCACCUGGCACGCUUCUUGAGAAUGCUUCUCCGACUAGCAGACGAGUUUGGUGUUGCCGUGGUGAUCACAAACCAGGUGGUGGCACAAGUGGAUGGUGCGGCCAUGUUUUCUGCAGACCCCAAGAAGCCCAUUGGUGGAAACAUUAUCGCACAUGCAUCUACGACAAGACUGAGCCUUCGAAAGGGGCGUGGAGAAACAAGAAUCUGCAAGAUCUACGACUCUCCGUGUCUGCCAGAGGCUGAGGCCAUGUUCGCGAUCAACGCAGACGGAAUUGGGGACGCCAAAGACUGAAACGAUGACAUCCCUGUCUCUUGCAGAGCCUUGCUUAUCAUGCCAUAAGCUAGAAAGUGUUGAUAAGGUCGACGGGUGGAUGUAGACCAACCUAGAUUUUGUUCUGAGGAGCAUGUUGGUUGAUCAAUGGUUAGAACAAGAAUGAGUUUAGAAUGUUCUAAGACAUUGGUUCCUCAAGAUCUGUUUGCAAAUUGUUUUUUGUACGAACUUCAACGAAUUUGAUGUGAGUAUACUAGAGUCGUUUUCUGAGAAAACUGGGCAUAAUGCAUGUGCGUAAAGUGUCGUCCCAGAUGCUGUCCGCACAAGCUAAUCAGGGACGACACUUUCCGCCUAAAUUGGAUUUUUGCUAAGAAGAGACUUCAUUUAAGCGAAAAUUGUCAUAAAAGCGGAAAGUGUCGUCCCUGAUAAGCCUGUGCGGACUGCACAGGCUAAUCUAGGACGACACUUUACGCACAUGCAUUAUGCCCAGUUUUCUCAGAACGCGACUCACUGGAUCUACCAAGGACAUCUGUUUGUCUGUAUAUGUUUACUUGUCUGACAAAGAACUCUAACAACAUACAACACUUAAAUUGCGUCAAUUUUGUCAUUAUUUAUUUUUAUUAUUUUCCUAUAUAAAAAAUGUCUUGUAUUAUUACCCUUUUAAAUUAUCAAUUUCUGUAAUAAAUUAUUACAACGUACUUCAUAUUUCGAUAUUGGGCAUCAGUGGAUAUUCGUGACUACUGUGAGUUUGUUUCUUGUCUUAGCAGAUUUUGAUCAAACUUUACAGGAAUUAUUCUUGUGUAGUCCCACUGUCAAAGUUGUUCAAAUUGCUCUAGUCCAUUGCAGAUUUAGGUUACUAGAGAUAAAAAUAGAUUUUAAAAAUGAAAUCUUCAAAAAUCUCCUCUAAAGCAACAAGGGUCAGUGAUUUCAUGUUUGACUUGUAAGAUUGUCUAGUGGUCCUCCUCUAAGUUUAUUCAAAUAAUGACCCUAAAGUCAAAUUUUGAUCAGCUGUAUGGUGUUUUGUUGUUUUUAUUGAUAGUAAAACUUACAUUUGUUCUUAUAUUAAAUCUGUGUUGUACAUAGUGAAAAACUUGAUGAAAACUGCAGUUGUUACACAAACAUCACAUAAUCUGCACACAGCAGUUUAGUUUCUGCAUGUCUCAGGUCCCCUCUUGUUUUGUUGUCACUCUUGAUCUUUUAUUUUCUGCUAUUGACUUGCCUUCGUUUUAUCUUCAUGACUUUGCUUGAAUAUAUGUAAAAUUUAACCAGUCUCCAGGAAAACCUGGCUGAUAGCAUGUGCGUAAAGUGUUGACCAAGAUUACACCUUUGCAGUCCUCUGGCUAUUGAGGGACACCACUUUCCGCGUACACUGGUGCAGUCCUCUGGCUAUUGAGGGACACCACUUUCCGCGUACACUGGAUUUGUAUUUAGAAUGGACUUCCUUUAUGUUGAAAACUCCAUACAUGUUGAAAGUGUCACUUGAUUAGCCUCUGGGGACUGUGCAGGCUAAACUGACAAGAUGCUUUGCAUUACAUGAAUUAACCCUUUCCCAUUCAGAAGCAAAGUGAAAAUGGCUAUGUGCAAACAGCAUUAAACCAGAAUAGCCUGCGAGUAACUCGCAGUCUGUUAAGGUUUUAUGCUGUUUGCUGCGCAUCAGUAUCUAACGGUUGGAAAUGAAGCCCUAUGUGCAAACAGCAUUAAACCAGAACAGCCUGCGAGUAACUCGCAGUCUGUUAAGGUUUUAUGCUGUUUGCUGCUCAUCAGUAUCCAAGGGUUGGAAAUAAAGCCUUUAAAACUUGAAUCUGGUAAGAAAGGCCUUUUAUUAAAUUUAACUUUCUUAGCGACCACAAAUGCAUCAGAAUAAAUAUCUUAAUGGUAAAGGGUUAAAUAAAUUUCUAAGUGGUAAUGGGUUAAAUACGUAUGUAAGUGGUAAAGGGUUAAAUACGUAUCUAAGUGGUAAAGGGUUAAAUACGUAUCUAAGGGUAAAGGGUUAAAUACGUAUGUAAGUGGUAAAGGGUUAAAUACGUAUCUAAGUGGUAAAGGGUUAAAUACGUAUCUAAGUGAUAAAGGGUUAGAUUCGUAUCUAAGUGGUAAAGGGUUUAAUACGUAUCUAAGUGAUAAAGGGUUAAAUACGUAUCAAAGUGUAUAAGGGUUAAAUACGUAUCUAAGUGGUAAAGGGUUAAGCCAGGUUUACCCCGAGACCAGCCAAUAUAUGUUUUCUCAACAAGAUUAUGUGAAUGAUGUUUAUGUGUUGUUCACCUCUGUAAAAUAUUAUGCAUAUGUCCUUCAAAAUAUCAUAAAACAUCAGUUUACAGUGUCAUACUGCUGUAAACAUAUUGUCAUCAUGUUUUCUAAAAUGUUUAUUAAUUUUGUGUUUAGUUUUUAUACGCCCGUCUAUGACGGGACGUAUUAUGGUAUACCCCGCGUCCGUCUGUCCGUCCGUCUGUCCGUCCGUCUGUCCGUCCGUCGUCCGUCCGUCUGUCCGUCCGUCCGUCCGUCCGUCUGUUAAUGUCGUACGCUACGUCAAAUAUCCUUUGACAGAUUUUCUUCAAAUUUUAACACAAUCUUAAUAUUGAUAAACCCUGAUCCCCUUUCGUUUUUGACGGAAUUCUGAAUUGUCGUUCCAGAGUUAUGGGACUUUGUUCGUCAAAAUUUCGUGAUUUCAUUGAAUGUCCUACUGUAGCUCAAAUAUCCUUCGAUGGAUUUUUUUCAAAUUUCAACACAAUCUUAAUAUUGAUAAACCCUGAUCCCCUUUCGUUUUUGACGGAAUUCUGAAUUGUCGUUCCAGAGUUAUGGGACUUUGUUCGUCAAAAUUUCGUGAUUUCAUUGAAUGUCCUACCGUAGCUCAAAUAUCCUUCGAUGGAUUUUUUUCAAAUUUUAACACAAUCUUAAUAUUCAUAAACCCUGAUCCCCUUUCAUUUUUGACGGAAUUCUGAAUUGUCGUUCCAGAGUUAUGCGACUUUGUUCGUCAAAAUUUCGUGAUUUCAUUAAAUAAACUGAAGUAAAAAAAUGAUUCAAAGGGUUAUUUAUUACCUUACUACUUCAUUGGCGAACGACGGGCGUAUCAUGCGCUCAUGGCGCAGCAGUUUAUUAGUUUAUCUUUGUUGACCUAUAUUACUACUUUACAUUUUCUAUACUGUAAAGUUUGUAUGUAUGAACUAUGCUUAUGUUUGAAAUUUGAAAUAAAUUGUGUACACAAUGUAUAUCUAAGUACAAUGGCGGUGUUUAAAUAUGUAGAUAUUGAGUAAUUAUCCCGCGCCAUAGGUGGAGGGAUAUUGUUUUGGCGUUGUCUGUCCGUCCGUCUUUCCGUCCGUCUGGCACUCUUGUGUCCGGAGCCAUAUCUUGGAAUUGUUUUGGUGGAUUUCAUUGAAACUUGGUAUGAGUAUAUAUAUGGAUAAGAGGAUGAUGCACGCCAAAUGGAAUUGUACAUCUGUUAAUAACGGAGUUAUGGCCCUUUUUAUCUUGAUAAAAUGCUUUUUUGAGUGUCAAAUAUAACACUUUUGUGUCCAGAAGCAUAUUGGCGGGGGAUAUCAAUUCAACGAAUUUGCUGGUUUUCUUUAUACUCAAGAUCCUAUGGUCCUUUUUUCACAUAUACUGUAAUAACAUGACUUUGUUUACUGUUGAAUAAACCACAGUAGAAGCACA
This is a messenger RNA of Dreissena polymorpha, 4795 nucleotides long. Its product is annotated as DNA repair protein RAD51 homolog 1. Lineage: Eukaryota; Metazoa; Mollusca; Bivalvia; Myida; Dreissenidae. Gene Ontology annotation, molecular function: single-stranded DNA binding; ATP-dependent DNA damage sensor activity; ATP binding. The coding region runs from base 146 to 1171 and encodes 341 amino acids. Gene Ontology annotation, cellular component: condensed nuclear chromosome. Gene Ontology annotation, biological process: mitotic recombination-dependent replication fork processing; DNA recombinase assembly; chromosome organization involved in meiotic cell cycle. The record is from RefSeq and is a predicted model, not a curated record. The transcript is spliced from 10 exons.